AUGGUCACACUCAAGACGGUGUAUAAAAAUUUAAUGGUUAUUGAGUGCUUGUUGUUAUACGUAGCUGAAGGUCAAUUAUCUGGAGGAGUUGGGCAAGCUGGCACAAGCACAAGUUUUGAUGCUGGUGAGCAGAGUAUCAAAUAUUAUUACUUCUGCCAAACUGAGUAGCCUGCAACAGUCACACUUGGUUCACUGUUUAUUUUAUUCUUGAAGGUUCUGAGCAGAAAGUAGAGAGUGCUGAUGAUCAUGGAACAUCAGCUGGUGGAAGCUGCCUUGAUCAAGGUACAUUAAUUGUUUAGUUAAACAUUAUAGGGAAGAGAAGUAAUGAUGUCACAAAUUAAAUCUGUGAAAUUAUGGGAUUGGUUAGCAUAUUCAGAAGGAGAAAGAUGAAAAAAGCCCCCUGGCCAAAAACAUUAACAUUAUAGAGGAGAGAAGUGAUGAUGUCACAAAAACUAAAUUUUGGGAUUGGUUAGCAUAUCAAGAACGAGAUGAAAAGUGUCCAGUUUCUAAAAAUCAGCCUGUUGGUGCAAAUUGUUGAGGAGAUGAAAGUAAUAUUAUGCUCUGAAGACUCCAUAAUGUGAUAUUAAAUCUUUCUAAAGUUGGUCGGGAUUGUCAAUGAAGUGCUGGAUCCAGACUUUGAGAUAAAGGGGGGUGGAAUGGGGUCAGUCAUCCAGACCCUGAGAUAAUAAGGGGGGCCCGGUCUCAAAAAACUUUUUUGGUGGUCCUUUGGGCCUCAGUUUGGUUUAAAAUAAGGGGGCCCCAGGCCCCCAAGGCCCCUCCACUGUAUCCGCCACUGCUAUAUAGGUGUUGCUAGAACAUAGCUUGGUAUGUGACUACAUAGUAGAAGUUUAUCUCUGCGGGAGUCACAGCACUCCAUGUUACGUUUAUUUAUGUAAAAAUAGUGAUAGCAUGGUUUUUCCAUGUUGGUACAUUGCACUUAAAAAAAAAAGUUAUUAACGAUUUUCAGUUUCAGAAGCCUGAGACUCGGCCAGUGUACACGUAAUUUAAUUUGUGCUACUCAGCUGAGAAGAGUGGAAAAUAGAGAUUGAAUUAAUCCCUUGUGCACUCACAUUUUAUGUAAUGCUUCUAAGGAUUGAGCUAAAUGGAGUGAGAAGUAGUAGGGCAAGUACAGAAUACAUAUAGUGAUGCAUGUAUUAUUUUUCAUCAGUGUGUAUAUGUAGCAUAUUAAAUUAGUUUGUUAAUCCAUUCACUCUAAGAAAGUUUGCUGAAAGACUUCCUUUGAAGCUAGUUAUGCCAUUUUCUGGCUGAAACUGCUCAAAAGACAGUUUUUAAAUCAUUAGCACCAUGCCUGCAGCCUUUAUCAGCUUCUUUGCUCAUGACAAGUUUUGAAGUGCAAAAUAUUGUUAUGCAAAUUAGCUGGCUGCACAUUCAAUGUGCAGGCAGCUACUUAGCAAAGUCAUUCAAAGCCAGUAGCUCCGAGGGAGAAGUUUUUAAGAAAACGUUCAGGAUCAUAGGAUAGAAUAAAGUGCGGGUGGAAAGUGGAACAAGAUUUUCCACUGUUUAAUUAUUUUUAAGGUACAUCUAAUGUUGUGCAAGGUGCAAGCAAUGAUCAUGGUACUUGGGGUGACGUUUCAGGUUCAGUUGGAGGGGUUUCUCAGGAUCAAGGUUCAGUACCAUCAUGAUAAUAUGUUUAUUAGGAAAUAAAGCUGUAGUUAAUAAUUAAUAAAUAAAAAAUAUCAUUUUAGUGGUAACAUCAAUGCCGGAAUGCCUAGGCUUUUGUCUACCACAAAAUUCCAGCAUGAGAUCAUUCACAAUAGGAAUGUAUGGUGCUCAAUGAUGCUGUAUCAUGAAGAGAGGCAAAAACCAGAGUACCUUCACAAAAUCUGUUGGAACAAAAACGUGAACCAGUAACAAGUUGGUUUCCCCACUGCACCGCCCUUGUUCUCAAAAUAUAAUAGCAAAACAGUUAUGUUAUUUUUCAUUCAGCACUUCACUUGUGCUGGUAAGCAUGUUAAUGUUAAAACUGUUCCUUACCAACAUACAUUAGUUAGAACCAAUUUAUACAGCAUAAUAAAUAGUAUCAUGUGAAAACAGUACUGGAGAGGAAUUAGUUAGGACUUGUACCAGUCACUGUUGGAAUGCUGGCUGAUAUCUUGUCUCAUUUUUCAGGUGCAUCUUAUAAUGCUGUGCAAGGUGCUGAUCCUGGUGCUGGGGGUGAAGUUUUAAAUUCAAGCAAUGAAGUUCAUUAUGACCAAGGUACUGUACAGAAAUAUGAUAUGUUACUAAAAAUAAAAUGAAAAAUUGGUUAAUAUGUUUUUGAAAUUUAGCGAUUCCUUCAGGUGCAGUUAUGAUGUGACACUAAUCUAUAAACUUGAAAACGUAAAUGGUGUAAUCUCAAUUGUGGUAUGUUUCUGAUUGAUAUUUUCUUCAUUCUCAAGGUGCAUCAGCUAGUGCUCAUGUGUACAAGGCAAGUAAAAAUGUUGGUGCUGCAGGGAGUGAAGCUUCAGAUUCAGGCAAAGUAGUUCCCCAUGAUAAAGGUACAACAACAAUAUCUUUAUUUAGUAAUAUAUCACAUACUUAUAAAAUAAGACAAAUAUAUAUAAAUAAAUAGUAUUGCUAUAACUUUAUGUAGCUACUUUUCAUUUUGUGGACAUAUAGUUUUUAAUGAAAGAAAAUAGAUAAAUGUGUAUAACAUAUAUGCCUGCUUUCCAUAGAGCCAUGCCUGUAACUUAAAACAAAAACUUAACUAUUAGAUUAAAAUUGGCUGCCCACUUUAAAACUGUGCACACAGUAUCUCCCUGCUGCAACUCAACAGGCCAUUUUCACGAUGAUGACAUUUGACUACAACUACCAGAAUUCAUUUUGUUUUUGCUUUCUUAUUUAAUUUGUCAAUCCUACUGAUUGUUAAAAAACAAUAGCCUUGAUUUGCAUAAGAAAACAACACACUAAAGGAGUUUGGGAGUUGUAGUAAAAUGACGUUAUCGUGCUAUAGGGAAGCUAUUUCACAUCACCGCAUCCUUAUAGCCAAAGCUAUUUUUUAGGUAGCUUGUGUUGAGCUGAGGAACAGCCAGUUUGCUCUCAGUGUCUCUUAGUGAAUAGAAGGUGACACUAAGUAAUAAGUAAUGACACCUAAACCAAUUGCUCGCAGACCUUCCAAAACCGUAAGCAUCGAGUUUUGAUAGCAGGAUCUCGUGUUCAACCGUAUCCAGGGGUUUCUUUAAAACUAGAAAAACUACUGCAUUAACCUUGCAGAGGUCGAUAUUAUAUGCCCUGUUAUUGGUGGCCUCAAGGAGAGCAGUCACAGUAGAGUGAAGACUUUGAAACCACGAUUGACUACAAGAUAGCAAAUUGUUCUCCAUAUAAGAUACACUGUAAUUGUAGGCUUCGUUAUGCACUAUUCUGUUGAACGCUUUGGUUGUCACUGGGAUAAUUGAAAUCGGCGAUAAUUACGUGCACCUUGUUUGAACGAAGAAAUAAUUUUCAUGCAUCUCCAUUAGUUGAAGAUCACACACACAGAUUCCGAUAUCAAAUUGGGUCAAAUACAGAAAAGCCUAGCAGAGAUUUUGUCUAAGCCUGUUGCUUUAGAUUUGAAAAGCUUUGACACGUGGGAAAAUAGUACGUUCAGAGUUGUACAGUCUAGUGUUAUCACUGUAUCAGAAAGGGGAAAAUGAACAAACAGCAACAUAUUCAAAAUAUUUUUUGUAGCUAGAUGUUAAGAAUAUGACGCUACAGCUAUCCACUUUCGGUAUUUAUUUAUACUGAUAAAAUUUAAUGUUGAAUGGUAAUCACUUGUUGGUAUUGUCUCAUAAAAUAAAUUUGAUAAGUUAAAAUAAAUACCAAUAGGUAGCACAUCAACAAAUUUUAAUUUAAAAAGUGGUUCUUAUUCUACCAUUUCUGGAGGAAAUUGUAAUUUGAAAUGUUGGCGUUUGAGGAGAGGGGAAAAACAGAGUACCCAGAGAAAACCUCUCGGACCAAGGGUGAGAACAAGCAGCAAACUCGACGUUCAGUCAUGUAUGUCGGCACUUCUGGGUCACAAACCUGGACCAUGUUUGACAUAAACUUCACAAGGAUAGUUUUUACCACAGACGAAACUAAACCUCUGAAGUCUAGAGGCAGGCCCAAAAGGGGGAGGGAGAGGGGGAGGGAGAAAAGCACGAAAGAGGGGAAAGGGAAGGGUCCCUUCCCCUCUCUCCCCUACCCCCCUCCCUUUUCCCCUUUUUUCCUAUCCCCUACCCCUUUCGACGCCUCCUACGCAGGCUACUGAAGUCCGUCUGCAAGCCAGCGCCAAAAUCCUUGUUCUGGGCGCCCACCCGUUUGAGUACCCAGCAUGAUUGGCCUGUCAAAAAAAUAUAUUGUUCGAUAGGCUAAUCAGGUUGAAGAGAAAUUCGAAACGCACUUCCGGUAAUUCGUCGAGUCUGUAGGGGCCCAGAACAAGGACCUUGGCGCUGCUUCGUAGACGUUACUAGCUGACGUUAGAUAACGUGGCUACGCAGGCUAAUCGUUCGUUUGUUGUUGGUUCUCUUCUUUGCUCCGAGAAGUUUUUCUCCGGGUGCUCCGGUUUUCCCUCUCCUCAAAAACCAAAAUUUCCAAAUUCCAAUUCGACCAGGAUUCAGGUAGACGAAGAACCACUUUGUGGAUGUGCUACCUCCAAAUUAUUAUUAUUUAUUUAUCGUUCCUAAACCCUCAAAAAAUUGAAGAAAGGAUAUAAAACUUAUUUUGAUCAGCGCAAUUUCGUAUGUAUUAACUUACUAAUGUUUUUCUGUCCAUUACCAGAAGUCAGUCAUGUGAAAACGUCUGAUAUGGAAGCCUGUCGCAGUAAGCUUGCUGAUUACUACAAGCGGACAGCCAAGGUCCCCACAUCUGUUUGGUCUUCGGUUUGUCAGGUGAAACUUGACCAGAUCUAUACUCGACUGUCAUGGGUGAAAAAAGAACAAACCCCAACUGGGACAUCACAGUCUAAACUGACAGAUUACGGUGAACUAUUCACAGCAGACGAGAACGGUGUUGUGCCUAAGAGAAUACUCGUGCAAGGGGAGACGGGAAUCGGAAAGAGCACAUUUGUUAAAAAGCUAGCGUUGGAUUGGGCUAAAAUCGUUGGAGGUAAGGACGUUGUAAACGAAGAAAUGGCUGCUUCAAGUAAGUGCGGAGGGGGUGAGAAGCCAUCACGUGAAGAUCACAUGGGCUUCAGCCAGGCCGAGAGCAACGAAACAAGAAAACAGGGUGAUGGCCGGGACAGUCGUUUUGAUGCCCUGGAGAAGUUCCAGCUUGUUAUUGUUGUUCCUUUGAAACAUGUUUCUAAAUGCCAAACAUUCAGGGAAGUUUUAAGCUGUGCUCGUCUGAUUCCCAGGGACGAGGAAUCUUUAACAGAUGAUCUCUUGACGUACGUUUGUAACAACCAAGAGAAAGUUCUAUUGGUAUUUGAUGGCUACGACGAGUAUCGCACUGGAAGCGUAGCAGAAACCCAGUUUGGACCAAGAAGCACCUCUCCUAUUUGUGAAAUUUUCCGCGGAAAUGAGCUUAGAGACUGUUCUGUCUUAGUAACCACGAGAUCUUCAAGAGCCGGUGAACUACAAGAAUUCGGUGCCGACAAACACGCUGAGGUCACCGGGUUUGAUAGAGGAGACCAACUGGCUUUCAUGGAGAAGAUGCUAGAUAGGGACAGCUCGGUGAUGUCUGAACUACAAAGGUUCUUGCAGGUUAAGGAAGUGUUGGACCUUGCAAGAGUGCCACUUCUAAAUCUCUUUUUUUGCUUGUUGUUCAGACAAGAAAAGGAGAAACUGAUGGAACUUGGCAAGAGAAAAACUCCAUUAUAUCGAGCUAUCAUCCAAUACAUCUUGCAGUACAGCAACAAGAGGCUUUCUCCUGCAAAAGUCUCCAAAGUAAAAGAGGAAGAUUACCGAGAGAUUCUUGCUGAAAUAGGAAAAGUGGCAUUGGAAAGUCUUCUGAAGGGCAGUCAGGUGUUUGAAUAUGGUCAGCUGUCUGAGGAAGUACGUGGUGAAGAAAGUGUUAUGGUGGGCCUCUUACAAUUAUCUGAGAACGAAGGAAGUCUGGAACCAACGGAGAUAGUGUCCUUUAUACACAAAUCAAUUCAAGAGUAUUUAGCAGCGUGGUUUAUCGCUUACAGAUGUGUUCCCCAGGGUACUCUCGGGGGACUUGAAAAGCAUUUCGCCACUUUAGAGGAUUGUGAGUCAAUGGUAAAUGUUUUCCAGUUCGUGUGCGGUUUGUCCAAGGAUGGAGCGGUAAAAGUGCUGACGCAUUUAUCUAUUGUUCCUGCCAAUAACACUUCAGUAGACUUAUCAGUGUUAAUGCCAGUUGAAGACAUCGAAACAGACCUACCGUUUACUGGCAUCACCAAGGAGCAUAUACGAUUCAGUGACCUUGUCCUAACUUGCUAUCAAGAAAGUUCACUGGAGCCCGAACUUAUAAAGUAUGUCUUUGGUUGCACCAGAGGAAUCAUCCUCCUGAAUAGGAGAGCAGUUAAUCUUGAUCUACUACUCAAGCCGCAAAUUUUGACUCAGGAACCAACUUUCCCUUGGGCUUUCUUUUUUUGUGGUGAUCGUAUCGGGGAUGGUAAAUACAUGUUUGUGUUGUUAAAGGGUGUCACGGGGGUAAAGGACACAGUAGUUUGUCUAUAUGAAUCGGUUAAAUUUCUUCAUCUUUUGAAUAUCCCCCUGAGACUUGUUAGGAAUUCGAAAGUGAUGAAACUAGGAGACUUUUUAGCAAGGUUUCUGAAUUGUGGGUGUAACAAGCGGUGCACUUUCAAUUCCAUUCUUUGUUGCCGCGAUGGUAGAGUGACGUUAUACAUCACAUACUUGAGACUUAAAUGUGAUACGCAUAUCAGUAUGUUUACUGAAGCCGUGGCUGCCGAAUCUGAUCAAUCUCCUUCUCCAAAUUUGUGUUCAAGCCUAUCACGUUUAGAAUUUAUAUCAGUUCUAAGCGGUGUUUCCCUUGAGAACAGAGAAUUGCUUCAAGAAUUUGGUGCCGUGGUUAGAAAUAGUAAACGCUUGCAAGAAAUUCGCUAUAAGGGAAAUUGUGGCUACAUAGUUGAUUUUCUGGUACAAAUGGUGUUUCCCGGGAAGUUGUCCUUGACCAUCACGAAAGAUGCAAAUGCGGAAGAUGUGAAUGUUGCUUAUGACGUCUUAGGAGGUGAAAAAAACCUGUGUCUUAAAAUUAACUUGCCUUUUAUAACUACUGAAACAGUGAUGGCAAUUAUAGAAAGUAUCUCGCCCGAGAGUCUGGGCGAAGUGUCGUUGAACAAUAUCGCCCUCACCGAAUCAGACGCUGCUGCUCUCGAUGAAGCACUACCAAAAAUGACUUCCUUCAAAAGCUCACUGGAGAAAAGACACUGGAGGAUUUAA
Molecule: messenger RNA, 7319 nt
Organism: Porites evermanni
Lineage: Eukaryota; Metazoa; Cnidaria; Anthozoa; Scleractinia; Poritidae
Source: the annotation of a GenBank genome assembly